GUAGUGUAGUUCCGGGACAUAGAACUACUUUUUUCGGGAGGAAAAGGAAAACCUUAAGGGCGUAAGAAUACUAUGGAGCUAUCGCUUCCUCUAGCAGGUGCACAACAUACGCAAAUUAUCUUUACGAGGCGAAAGAUGCCCUAGGAUGUGGUGUUUUCCUUUUUGUCGACGACGAAACGCACUUUCACCAUAAACUAAACCAUUGCGCUUUCACAAAGAUAAUGUCACGAGUGGCCAUCAGCUGAUGUUUGUCUCUAUAGUCUCUUAUUGAUUUAUCAGCAACAUGUCUGGUACUUACACUCCAGCUCCUGGAGGACCGUUUUCUGCCCUUACCCCGAGCAUGUGGCCCCAGGACAUUUUGGCCAAGUAUCAUUCAAAAGACUCAGCUGAGCAGCCUGAAGUACAGUACGAUGAGUUUGGCUUCAGAAUAGACAAUGAAGAUGAUAAGCCUAGGCCUGUGUUGGGCACAGAGGGCUCAGCUCAGCGUGAAGACCCCCAGCAGCGACUGCGGUGGCAGGCCCACCUGGAGUUCACGCACAACCACACAGUGGGUGACCUGACCUGGGAUCUCAUUGAUCCUGUCCUUCCACGCUCUGAGCGUCUGCGCUCCCUGGUGCUUGGCGGCAUCCCUCACAGCAUGAGGCCACAGUUAUGGAUGCGUCUGUCCGGAGCGCUGCAGAAGAAGAGGACAUCAGAGAUCUCUUACAAAGAAAUCGUCAAGAACAGCUCUAACGAUGACACCACCGCUGCUAAACAAAUAGAGAAGGAUCUGUUACGGACGAUGCCAACCAAUGCAUGUUUCAGUAGUCUGACCAGCAUCGGUGUACCGAGGCUGAGACGGGUACUGAGAGGCCUGGCCUGGCUCUACCCAGAUAUCGGGUACUGUCAGGGAACCGGCAUGGUUAUUUCCUGCCUCUUGCUCUUUCUGGAGGAAGAGGAUGCUAUGUGGAUGAUGUGUGCCCUGAUCGAAGACCUCCUUCCUCCCUCCUACUUCUCCUCCACUCUGCUGGGGGUCCAAACAGACCAGAGGGUCCUUCGACAGCUCAUUGUUCAGUAUCUGCCAGCUCUUGACCGCCUUCUCCAAGAGCAUGACAUAGAACUGUCGUUGUUAACGUUACACUGGUUCCUGACAUCAUUUGCCAGUGUGGUGGACAUCCGUCUGCUCCUACGGAUCUGGGAUCUACUCUUUUAUCAGGGUUCAGUGGUCCUCUUCCAGAUCACACUGGGCAUGCUCAAAAUUAAGGAAGAAGAGCUUGUAUCAUCCGAGAACUCUGCAUCCAUAUUUAACACGCUGUCAGACCUGCCAAGUCAGCUGAGGGACAGGCCUGCGGUUCUCGGAGAGGCUAUGAGGCUGGCGGGGAAUCUAUCCCAGGAAACUCUGGAAGCUCACAGACACAAACAUCUUGCUUAUAUUCUGAAUGAACAGGCACAGCUCAACAAUGGAAACAACGCAACACUCGGCACCAAUCUCAACAAGGUGGUGAGGAGACAGUCUCUGCGCAGGAAAUCUACGCUGACGUCUCUGUUAUUUGGGGAGGAUGAAGCCGAAGCCCUGAAGUCCAAAAAUAUUAAGCAGACAGAGUUGGUGGCUGCCCUUCGAGAGGCUAUAACUCGUACAGCUGAGCACUUCCACUGUCUUGACCCUCAUCAUUCCAACACAGACUUGACCCCAGAUUACUCGAUGGAGAGCCACCAAAGAGAUCAUGAAAACUUUCUUGUGGUUUCUCGUAACCGACGGAGACGAGCCAAAGCUUUGUUGGACUUUGAGCGUCACGACGAUGAUGAAUUGGGCUUCAGAAAAAAUGACAUCAUCACUAUCGUCUCACAAAAAGAUGAACACUGUUGGGUUGGUGAGCUCAAUGGGCUCAGAGGUUGGUUUCCAGCAAAGUUUGUGGAGAUUCUAGAUGAAAGAAGCAAGGAGUAUUCAUUAGCAGGCGAUGACUCGGUUACGGAGGCAGUGACUGACCUGGUCAGAGGAACUCUUUGUCCAGCUCUGAAAGCCAUCUUCCAGCACGGAUUAAAGAAGCCGUCUAUACUGGGGGGGCCCUGUCACCCGUGGCUAUUUAUUGAAGAGGCAGCUAGUCGGGAGGUGGAGAGGGAUUUCAAUUCUGUCUACUCCAGACUUGUGCUGUGUAAAACAUACAGGUUAGAUGAAGAUGGAAAAGUGCUAACACCAGAGGAGCUGCUAUACAGAGCAGUGCAGUCGGUCAACAUGAGCCACGACGCAGCACAUGCUCAGAUGGACGUAAAGUUCAGAUCUCUUAUAUGUGUUGGCUUGAAUGAGCAGGUGCUGCAUCUGUGGUUGGAGGUGUUGUGCUCCAGCAUGGCUGCUGUAGAAAAAUGGUAUCAUCCAUGGUCCUUCCUCCGUAGUCCUGGCUGGGUGCAAAUCAAGUGUGAGCUCAGGGUCCUGUCAAAGUUUGCCUUCAGUCUCUCUCAGGAUUGUGAAUUGCCCGACAAGAAAGAGGAAAAGGAGCAGAAACCACUGAAAGAGGGCGUGCAGGACAUGUUGGUGAAACAUCACCUGUUCAGUUGGGACAUCGAUGGCUGAGCACAGCAGACAUGUCCCAAGUUAACCUGUGGUGGAUUUUGUAUUUGUCUCCUUAGCAGCUAUUUACAGCUCAAAACUUGAACACUAUUCUUUACUGAAGCAGGUAGCCACUUCAGAUCUGUUUUCCUCUCGUCUGCUUUACCUACUUGA
Nematolebias whitei (Rio pearlfish) is the source of this 2698-nucleotide messenger RNA. RefSeq names its product small G protein signaling modulator 3 (gene sgsm3). The transcript is spliced from 21 exons. NCBI's taxonomy places the organism in Eukaryota, Metazoa, Chordata, Actinopteri, Cyprinodontiformes, Rivulidae. The record is from RefSeq and is a predicted model, not a curated record. Gene Ontology annotation, molecular function: protein binding. The coding region runs from base 284 to 2548 and encodes 754 amino acids.